GAGGAUGCCUGGCUUUUAUUAUAAGGCGAGGCGGUGUUCAACAGAUGACAGACAGCUGAUGCAGCCAAUAAAAGACGCGACGUCCAUUCGACGGCCAAUGACUGACCCGCGGGGGCGGGGCUAACUCGCCGUUUUAUCCGCACUCUCGCCAAGCAGAAGGAGAAUCCCAAAAAUGACAUCCAGCUUUCCAGAGGAAAACCGCGGCGUUUAGAGACGCUCUCCUGAAGUUUCCUUCCUCACAUUAUCACGGAUUACAGCUCAUUCUUCAGAUAUGUAGUCAUUAGACUUCGGAAAUGUGUAUUUAAUACAGAAGGACAGUUGUUUUUCCACAGAACCGUUAUUUACGCGCCUCUGAUUCCAAACUCCUGAUCCUUCAGCUUCAAAUCGGACAUCAUGUGUGAUUUAAUGCCAGCGGCUCAACCGGCCGAAAAAAUCGGCAAAAUGAAGAAAUUAAGAAGAACUUUGUCGGAGAGCUUCAGUCGCAUCGCCUUCAAGAAAGAAGACAGCGGCUUUGACGAGAUAUGUGUCACCAAGAUGUCCACUCGCAGCUGCCAGGGAUCGGACUCGGUCAUCAAGCCCCUGGACACUAUCCCUGAGGACCGGAAGGUGCAGCGGACGCAGAGCGGCUUCGACACCUUCGAGAAACCGGCCGGUCAGGUGAAGCGCGUGCAUUCAGAGAACAACGCCUGCAUCAACGCCAAGAGCUCGUCCUCCGGCAAAGAGUCGCCCAAACUCCGCCGUCACUCCAGCCCCAGCUCCCCCACGAGCCCAAAGUUUGGGAAAGCAGAUUCGUACGAGAAGCUAGAGAAGCUCGGCGAGGGAUCCUACGCCACCGUCUACAAAGGGAAGAGCAAGGUGAACGGGAAGCUGGUUGCAUUGAAAGUGAUUCGUCUGCAGGAGGAAGAGGGAACGCCGUUCACAGCGAUUAGAGAAGCGUCUCUGCUGAAAGGCCUGAAACACUCAAACAUCGUGCUGCUCCACGACAUCAUUCACACCAAGGAAACCCUGACGCUGGUCUUUGAGUAUGUGCACACAGAUCUGUGUCAGUACAUGGACAAACAUCCCGGCGGCCUUCAUCCGGACAACAUCAGGCUGUUCCUGUUCCAGUUACUGAGGGGUUUGUCUUACAUCCAUCAGCGCUACAUCCUUCACCGAGACCUGAAACCACAGAACCUGCUCAUCAGCGACACCGGAGAACUCAAACUGGCCGACUUUGGUCUGGCCCGUGCGAAGUCGGUCCCCAGCCAUACGUACUCUAAUGAGGUGGUGACGCUCUGGUAUCGUCCUCCAGACGUGCUGCUGGGAUCCACAGACUACUCCACCUGUCUGGACAUGUGGGGAGUCGGAUGCAUCUUCGUGGAAAUGAUCCAGGGAGUGGCGGCGUUCCCGGGCAUGAAGGACAUUCAGGAUCAGCUGGAGAGGAUAUUUCUGGUUUUGGGGACGCCGUCAGAAGAGACGUGGCCAGGUGUUCACUCUCUCCCGCACUUCAAACCAGAUCGAUUCACUGUCUACAGUCCCAAGAAACUCAGACAAGCCUGGAAUAAGCUGGGUUAUGUAGAUCAUGCUGAAGAACUGGCUUCCAGAUUUCUCCAGUGCUUCCCAAAGAACCGUCUCUCGGCCCAGGCGGCGCUUCAUCACGAGUACUUCAGCCAUCUGCCCCCGAGACUCUGGGAGCUGCCUGACAUGUCUUCAAUCUUCACCGUUCCCACCGUUAAGUUACAGCCUGAGUCUGGCGACAGCAUCCAGGUGUGCAGUAAGACCAACAGUCACGGCAAAGCGACGUCAAACAGCAAACACUGACCCCGACGAGCCGCCGCCGGGAGCCAAACAGGUUGGCGCUGUCAGCCGUCAAGAUGGAAAAAGGACAAAGAGGAGAACGAGACGGGAACGGCUCUUCAUGUUUAUUUAAAUUAUUUCAUUUCUGGCUGGUUUGACCUUCCAUGUGGGAAUGAGAGCAAUUCAGUCAAAUCUGAGUUUUACCAUCAGGAAUGUCACAUAACAUUCCCACAUCGACGGCAUGCGAACAACGUCCGGACUUCAAAAGGCAAUUAAUACGAACUGUUUGUGUAUGUAGCUACCUAUAUACGAAUGUUUGUACAGUUAAAUAUGUGUCUAUCUGCAAGAACAUACCAAAUGCCCUCCCGCACACAAUCAAGCAUUAUCGAGACCAAGCUGGCAUUUCACAUUUCCUGCAAUCUUCCACAUUGUUGGCUAUGGUACGGUCCAGCUGCACUCCCAAUAACAAUGACAAUAAUUCCCACAGUAAUAACUAGGGAUGCACCGAUAUAUCGGCCGAUAAUUAUCUGCACUAUCAGCCAUCGACCGAUUAUUUAAAAACAGCAGAUUUCCUGUCAAUCAAAAGGUGGCGGAAAAACACGUCAGACAGCAACUUGUCUUACGUUAAAUUUAGGGCUGUCAAUGUUAAAGCAAUAAUAACGCAUUAACGCAGCGCUGUUGAAUCAGCAGCCCUAUAAAUCACCCAUAGUUCAAGCCAGAGUUGCCAGAUCCAGUUUCCUAUCCAAUAAUCACAAAGAUCUUUGUGCUUUGUUACUUCUAAUAAAUAAAACAAAGCCUCAGCUUACAAAUCAUGUACAUCUUAUUACUAAAUUCAAACAGUAAAUGCCGUUUUGACACUCUUAAAUGUAGCGUGAUGUACUGCUGUUGUGCUUCAGUUUAAGGGGUAGCACAGAGUCUUUCCACGCGAAAUUAAAAUGAAUGAACAUCUGAAGGUGUUGAAAGAUACAGUACAACCUACCAGAAUGUAUCAUGUCUCAUGUAAUCACUCAGUCAGCGUUUUAACCAAAAUAAAAACGCCAAAUAAAACAGGUUAUGAACAAUGUCACUUAACGUUGCAUUUACCUCUGGAAAGUUAAACUCUAGAGGGAGCUUAUUUACUGUUAAUUAUAUGUUUGAAUAAAUCUUUCAUGAAGACAAGUUUUUACCUUACAUUGUAUACAAACGUUUUUAAUUUGAGUGUGAUGAUUAUAUCUGAAAAUAAAUGGCAUUGAAUAUAGUUUUGUUGUUAAUUUUAAGCUCUAAUGAGAUGUACCAAAUGAAAGGCUCCCUGUAUAGUUUAUAGCAUUAGCUUUUUCCUAAAGAAAAUGUAACUAUUGGCGUUGGCAUAUAUUCUGAAUAAUCGGCUGUCAAUUUCAGCAGAUAUCAUUCUGAAUAAACAGUAUCAGCAGAUAUCAUUUCAAAUAAUUGUAUCGGUAUCGGCAGAUAUCUUAAUAAUUGGUUAUUGGUAUCGGCAGAUAUCAUUCUUAAUAAUCGGUUAUUGGUAUCGGUAGAUAUCAUUCUGAAUAAUCGGUAUACACAGAUAUCAUUCCAAAUAAUCAGCUAUCGUUAUUGGUAUCUGCAGAUAUCAUUCUGAAUAAUCGGCUAUCGGUAUCUGAAGAUAUUCUGAAUAAUCGGCUAUUGUAUCAGCUAAGAAAUGUAGUAUCGGUGCAUCCCUAGUAAUAUCGAUAAUCGCACUGACGAUGUGGUUGCAGCCUGAUGGUGCACAUUCACUCACUGCAGGGAAUGCGCUAAAGCAAUGAACACCAUCACUAACGGCAGAUAACUGCGAGUCUCGUGUACGUCUUUGUGCGUUUACAUGUGCGUUGAGUGUUAAAUACAGGCAAUACGCUUGCACUGGUGCUACUGUGCAUGAGAAAGAAAUUCACUCGUCCACGUUUGGAAAUGAAUCUGUUCCAUCCGAAGGCCCAUGACAAUCUUAGAACGAAUUGCACUCACUAACUGAUCAUUAAAACACCCCAAACUUUACUUUGAACUGUUAAAGGAUGUUCACACAGGACGUGCUGUUUUUUUUUUUUUUAAUUGUCUGUCUGUGCUAGAUGGACAUCUCUGUAUCUUGUUGUAUGAGUGCUGCUUUUAUGCGUUUUGCAGAUGCUUUUAUCCAACUUAAAGUUGACACAUUGUACACAUUCAUGCAUUAACUGAGAUUCGAACCCAUGACUUUGUCGUUGUUUGCACUAUUACUAUUUACUAUUUAAGCUACAGGACUACUUUAGAUUAUCCGCAUUAGAUUCAAUACAAAUUCACAAUUCACACAAAAAAUCACUCUGAAAAACAAAAUCAGCUAAAAACAGUAAACCUUUUUAUAUGAACAUAUGAUUGUUUUGUUUUUUUUAUUUACAGUUAAAUUUUUAUGUAUUUUCUAUUUAAAUUUUUUGUAUUGUUGUGUAUACUUUCCUAAAUCUCAAAUUUUAGAAGCAUGUUACUUCCAACAGCAGGAUCAUGGGUUCGAUUACCAGCAAAAGUCAUAUACAUGAACUAAUAAAAAUGUACGCCUUCAACGCAGCGUACGUUUCUUCAAGUAAAAGCAUCUACCAAAUGCAUAAUGAAUGCAAAUGCCAAACAAAAUACAGAUUUAUUUUUAUUUUGGGUCUGAGCACCUGCUUUUAACCAUGAUUAAAAUUGAAAUGGGUAAAAUUGAAAAGUUUAAAUUGAAACAGAAAAAUUUUGUACACACCAGUGUCAAAGCUUUCCAUGCAUGUUCAUGACCCUAAAUGAGAAAAGAAAUCAUACAGUUUCAAGAAAAGCAGGUUAACUGGUAACAUAACAUAAGGAUAAAAACAAGUUUAAAGAGUCUUUUCUAGCGGUUUAUAAAUGCAAGAAUGCAUUAUGUGUGAACAGUCCUUUAGCAUUUCAAACUGAAGUGUUGUUGAUGAAGCUCUAAUGCAUUUCUCGAACGUCUUUUCGAGAUGGAGUUUGAUCUGAAGAACCAUCCCAAAGUGCACUACUCCCCCGGCCUGUGUAUCUGAAUACUAAUACUGCUCUUCCUGUUCAUGUCCGUCCAUUUGGUUUCUGUACAACAGACGUUCAACAUAAUAAUAUAAUGUCCAUUUGGGUACGGUAUUUUCUCUUUCUGUCAGUUUGUCGUUAAAUAUCAAUAAAUUUUGCUUUCUAAAAGUGCAAGAGCUAAUUGAACAAUAGCAAUGUUUGGCUCUGCACUGUUAACAUGGAUCGAAUAAACAACUAAAAUAAGUUCAGAUUUGUGCAGUAACGCACCUGUUUAGUAACAGAUUAUUUAAUAAAUCAGAAGCGAAUGGAAUGUGUACAGACGUGCAUGACGUCCAGUGACGCAUCACGCCUUUGCAGUUAUUAUACAUUACAAAUCUAGACAUGAUACAUUUUUUUUAAAUUAUUCAUAUUUGUGCAAAAUGAACUUCUUGAUUCAGCUUUAGUCAUAAUGGUGUGACUAACAGUCAGAGGACUAGUUAAAGAGCAAUGAUGUUUAUGGGCUUUAAAAGGUCAACGCUUUCUGCGAAUGCACUUUUCAACAUGUUUGUGCAACAUUCCAGCUUAUAAGGACGUGUUUUGCACCUGCAAAUUCGGUCCGGCCACGUACACACCGCAUAACCUGAUUAUCACUCGUAAUCCUGAAUUUGAGCAACAUUUUGGCAUCUCAUAAACUAGAAACAUGAUUAAUAGCAGUCUAACCCGAUGGUGUUUGCUGCUUCGAACAAAAUAAAUAUUAAUAAAUAAAGACAUAAAUGUAGUUUAGCACCCAAUUGACUAAAGGAAUAAUGUAGAUUAAAUAAAAGGAAACAUGCACUAAAAUACGGUGCACAAAAGUGGUGCAAAUCGGUGAAUUCAAUGCUCUAAAACACACAAAAAAGAGUGCAAAUAUUCUUAACAUCCUUAAAUCAAGAUACAUUUAUUUGAAGUGCAUAAAGAUAUGAUAUUAAAUAUUGUUUUCUGAAAAAAUAUUUUUAAAAAUUAAGAAAUUAUCAAAAUUUUUGCUUAAAACAAGAAAUAAAUGUCAAUGAGGUCAGAAAAAUAAACUUGUUUACCCUUUGAAUUAAGUUUUAACAUUGGUUGGUAUUUUUAUGUAAGCUUGUUUCCGCCACGGGAUAAAAAAAUAAAUAAAAAAAAGAUAUAAACUAUAAUAGUAUAUAUUAUAAAUAUAAACUAAAAUAUAAAAGGCUGAAUUCUGAGUUUAUAUCUGGCGAUUUUGCCUUUUUUUUUUUUUUUCUUUUACAGAAUUGGCAGAAAAUUUAGAUAAAAAUGUGCAAUUACCUUUUUUAUGUUUUUAUUCUGACGGAAAGCUUCGUUUUUUUUUUGUUUUUUGUUUUUUUUCUUGUUUUAAGUAUGAGCUCAAUUUUGAUAAAUUUUUCAGAAAACAAAACUUUAUCUCAGUAGUUUGAUUCAAGAUAAAAAUACUGAGGAAGAAAAGGAUUAUUUUGCGAUGUUGGUGAAGAGGAGUGACACCUGUAUCGAUCUGCAGUGUGAACGUGGCCUUUAUUCAACGAACCAUUUUAUACUUACAUAUGCUCAGAAAUGAAGAGACUGUUUAAAUUUUGCAACUACAAAGAGAGCUGUGAUUCUGUGGAAACACAGCGUGGCAGAGCUGUUUAAUGCCUCCAAACCUGUUGCGGCAUUAAAGGACUCCAGCCAGUAUUAGCAGCCCAAUAAUUAUUUCCACGCUACGUGCUUGAAACGUGUAAGAGCUCCUCCUGCCUUCGUGGCGGUCGCAGCUUUACAUGCUGUAUUUUAUCGCCACUUUAAAGUGUGCAAGAAAAAGGAAUGGAGAAAAGUAAUAAACAAUUCUUGCACAUUUAGCACUGUGACGAACAUACAAAAGAGAAGAGAUAUCAUGUUUGCAUAAUCAUUUGCGCUUGCUUCAAAGUUGAUUAUUUAUGGAAGCCAGUUUCUGCCACUGAGUAAAAAAUAAAACAAGGUAAUUGCGACUUUUUAUCUCACAAUUGACUUUCUUUUUUUUUUUUUGCAACUGCAAGUUUACAUCUCACAAUUGACUUUUUUCUUUUUUCUUUUGCAAGAUAUAAACUAAAUUGUAAGAAAAUAGUCUCUUUUCCCUCAGACUUUGUAACACACAAUUGCGAGUUUAUAUCUCACAAUUAUGACUUUCUCAAAACUGCCAGUUUUAAUCUUGCAAUUCUGACUUUUUUCUUGCAAUUACGAGUUUAUAUCACAAUUCUGAGAAAAAAUUGAACUGCGAGGAAAAAAGUUGUGAUUACUUUUUUAACCAUUUUUAUUCAGCGGCAGAAAGGGGCUUCUAUAGUUAAUAAAUCAAUAUAUAUAUAUAUAAAUGUAAAUCUACCAUGAAAAGGGAACAGCUUUAGAUUCCCGGUUUGCUCUGCUGUGGAAUGUGCUGUCAAUACCUGUUAUUCUCAAUUCAUCUGUGAAUAUUUAAUCUUUUUGUAAUCUUUGUUAUAUACUAGGCUGUAUAUACAGUAUAUAUAAGGAGGUUCAUAUCCUCGACUGGUUCAUAUCCGUAUAUUCUCGUUGGGAAACAGGCGUGGAGGUUGAACAUGCAUCCGCUUUGCUGAACACUGAAUCUGUGUUUUCGCUUCACUUGCCUAUAUCUAUUUUUCUUUUUUGUAAGAUGCACUGAAAUAAUGCAGACUUUUGACGAGCGGUUCUGGAACCUAGACGUGUAACUGGUCACUUUAUUACGAACGAAACUUAGACUAUAUUAGAGUAGAGAUUGCAUUUUAUGUUAGAAACCUGUAUGUAAUGUUAUUAUGGAAGAUGUAAUGUCCUUCUGUAAAUGUUGUUUAUUGUUGUUUUACCUGAAAUAAAGUUUAUUAAUGCUUCAAAUCAACCACUGUUUUCACUAUCGAUGAUAGUGCAUGUGCAUAUAGCAUGUGACUCAUAUUAAACCAUCUUCACAAA
Onychostoma macrolepis is the source of this 7638-nucleotide messenger RNA. RefSeq names its product cyclin dependent kinase 14 (gene cdk14). The record is from RefSeq and is a predicted model, not a curated record. Gene Ontology annotation, biological process: protein phosphorylation. The coding region runs from base 394 to 1800 and encodes 468 amino acids. Gene Ontology annotation, cellular component: nucleus; cytoplasm; cytosol. Lineage: Eukaryota; Metazoa; Chordata; Actinopteri; Cypriniformes; Cyprinidae. Gene Ontology annotation, molecular function: ATP binding; cyclin-dependent protein serine/threonine kinase activity; cyclin binding. The transcript is spliced from 15 exons.